AUGUCCGGCUUAGUACAGCAGAAUCGACUAUCGAAGGAAGAAUAUCGCAAGCAAAAGGAUCUUGAUGCAGCUCGUAAAGCGGGUACAGCACCUGCUGAAGUCGACGAUGAAGGAAACGAGAUCAAUCCUCAUACCCCACAAUUCAUGUUGAAGGCGCCUUGGUAUGUCGACACUGGCAAAGUCUCAUUGAAGCAUCAACGUGCACCGCAAAAGCGAAAGCAUACUCGAUUUGGAUUGGAAGAGGACAACUGGUAUGCCCGUGGUCAACGAGCGGGACCUGCUGCUACCAAGUAUCGUAAAGGAGCUUGCGAGAAUUGCGGUGCAAUGACACAUAAGACGAGGGAUUGUGUUGAGCGACCACGAAAGAAAGGUGCAAAGUGGACGGGGCGCAAUAUUCAGGCUGAUGAGAUUAUCCAAAACGUCGAUAUGGAUUGGGAUGAGAAACGAGAUCGAUGGAACGGUUACGACCCUCGUGAUCACGACAAGGUCAUUGAAGAAUAUGAAAAGGUGGAAGAAGCACGUCGAGCUCAAAAAGCAACUGAAUUGGAUAUGCAAGGUCCUACCACCACUUCAGAAGCCAAGAAGAUUGCACGACUUUCAGAUGAUGAAGAGGAUGAUGAAGACAAGUAUGCCGAUCAAGCUGAUAUGCCCGGUCAACAUGUCAAUACCAAGACUCGUACUACCAUUCGUAACCUAAGAAUUCGUGAAGAUACUGCCAAAUACUUGUACAACCUUGAUACUGAGUCCGCAUACUAUGAUCCCAAGUCUCGAUCCAUGCGUGAAAACCCACUCAAAGAAAAGUCAACGGACGAUGUUGAGUUUGCUGGUGACAACUUUGUGCGAUACACAGGCGAGACAUCAUCGAUGGCCAAGACACAGCUCUUUGCAUGGCAAGCUGCUGAUCGUGGUAGUGAAGUCCAUCUACAAGCCAAUCCCACUCAAGUGGCCAUUUUGCACAAAGAAUACGAGUCAAAGAAGGACAAGGUUCGAGAUUCGACACAAAAGAGUAUCUUGGCAAGAUACGGUGGCGAGGAGCAUUUGGCAGCACCCCCCAAGGAAUUACUCAUGGCACAAAAUGAAAACUAUGUCGAAUACUCACGUACCGGUCGUAUCAUCAAAGGCCAAGAACGUGCCAAGGCAAGGUCAAAAUACGAGGAAGAUGUGUUUAUCCAAAAUCAUACUUCUGUAUGGGGUUCAUACUGGGCGGAUGGUAAAUGGGGCUACAAGUGCUGUCGAUCUUUUGUCUACAACUCUUACUGUACCGGUGUUGCUGGUGUCGAAGCUCAAAAAGCAGCCGAACAAUUUGCUCGUGGCAAGGCAGCAGCCUAA
Molecule: messenger RNA, 1329 nt
Organism: Lichtheimia ornata
Lineage: Eukaryota; Fungi; Mucoromycota; Mucoromycetes; Mucorales; Lichtheimiaceae
Exons: 4
Coding region: 1-1329 (442 amino acids)
Biological process (GO): mRNA splicing, via spliceosome
Cellular component (GO): spliceosomal complex
Molecular function (GO): pre-mRNA 3'-splice site binding
Source: RefSeq, a predicted model, not a curated record